AUGUUCCUCGCGCUCACGGUGGUUCUCCCGCACAACACUGGGUCAACAGCAACAGCACCACCGCCACCAGCGGCGACGCUCAAGGCCCUCGCACGUUCGACUCGGAGCCCUUCCCGAGGGCCCUGGUGCGGACGUACUCGGCGAGCGGCGGGAUCAGUUGCAGGCGGCGGCGGCGCUGGGAAAGGCGCGGGGGCAUUGGACGGGCAGUUUAUAAGCAAGCUGGCCAAGAGGUUGGCAGACAGCUUUCCUCUACUGACCACAGAGGAGAUCAAGAAGGAGGUCCGGGCGCUACUCAACCCGGAGACAAAGGGAGACACGCCCGCCAAGGCGCCCGGCGCCCGCGAGGACACCCUCGCCGUCCUUGCCAAGGACGUGCGAGAGCUGGUGGAAGACCUCAUGGACCAGGUCGGCGUUGGUUCCGGCGCGGACGACAAGGCGGGGCUGGUCGAGCUCAAGGACGUUGCUCAAAAAUUCAAGGGGGUGCUGAGGGGCGACCCCGCGGUGGUGCAAGAACUCCGCCGGCAAGUGCUGGACGAUCUGGAGGAGGUCCGCGAAGAGAUCGAAGAGCUCCUGGAGGUUAAGGAGCUGUCGAAGGCAAGAGCCAAGCUGGAGAAGGCGACGGCGGAAUCUACGGAGAUGGUGCUCGACUCGGCGGCCGCCGCGCUGGCGAAGGGGAUCGACAAGGUCGUCAACGAGGGGAAGGACGCCAUUCCGGAGGGAGAGGAGACGGAGAAGUUCCAGGUGUCCACUUACUUCUUCGGGAAGGAGAACGAGCUCUGGGACGACAUGCGGGCCAACGGGGUUACCCGCGAGAGGUUCGUCCGCUAUUCUCUUCUCGGAGGCGCCGUCGCGCUCGGAGGAAAUCUCUUCGGGGUGACCUCGGCGCUGUUGGGCAGCGUGGCUCCCGAGGCUUCGAGGGACUUGCGGGUGGACCUGCUGUUUCCCAUCGGAGGGUUCAAGAGGUUUUACUCUCCCGAGGACGGAUACGAGUUCAUGUACCCGGACACGUGGGUGGGCGACUCGGGCUUGGCGCUGCGGCGACAGCGCGACCUGGAGGACCUGCGGGCCUCCCCCGCCGCGGUCGCCAGAGCCCGCCAGAGGAGGUCGAGCUCGGCACCCGAGGUCGCCUUUGGCCCCCAAGGAGGAGACGGCAUUGAAAACGUCUCGGUGGUGAAAAGCGAGCUCAUGCCCGGCUUUUCUCUCAAACGAACGCUCGGGGACCCCAAGGAAGCCGCCGAGAAAAUUCUCUCGACCGUGAUUGCUCCGCCUGGCUCGGGGAGAGAGUGGGAGCUGUUAGAAGCUUUCGAAGACAACAGGGAGCCGGGGGGGCUCGUGUAUCAGUUCGAGUAUCGCGUUCAGGGGCAACGAAUCCGAAAGCCGAUGCGCAACGUCGGGGUGGUGGCCGCUAGAGGAUCCACCCUCUUCACCGUCACCGUUCUCGCGCCGGAGGAGAGCUGGGGUGGGAAGGGCGGGCGGGGGGAGAAGUUCAGGCAGAUGGCCAACAGCUUCCGGCUUGCGUGGGUGGGAUGGCCUCCCGACCAAGCAUGA
Molecule: messenger RNA, 1548 nt
Organism: Ectocarpus siliculosus
Lineage: Eukaryota; Phaeophyceae; Ectocarpales; Ectocarpaceae
Source: the annotation of a GenBank genome assembly